Molecule: messenger RNA, 975 nt
Organism: Phanerochaete carnosa HHB-10118-sp
Lineage: Eukaryota; Fungi; Basidiomycota; Agaricomycetes; Polyporales; Phanerochaetaceae
Exons: 9
Coding region: 1-975 (324 amino acids)
Source: RefSeq, a predicted model, not a curated record
AUGUCGGCACAGUCCAACGAAGCUGCAUACUCACAGUUUGCCACGGCAAACUAUGUCGACAUAGCUGCCACGGGCAAGUACAUCCUUGGCUUCCCAUCAUUGCGUUGCUCACAUAGCAUCUGCCCCGCAGCCCUCGUGAUCUACGAGCUUUUGAUUACCAUUGAUGGCGAGGCUAGAAUUAUAUGGAAGAGACCUAUCACCGCACCUGCCGUGCUCCUCGGCUCGGUACGAUGCUGUUCACCACUUCAAAUUCUGAACUGGGUUCUCGACCUUAUCGGAUUUGUCCAGACCGCACUCUUUUCGGCCCUGCGCGUGUUCGCGAUUUGGGACAGGAGCUACGCUUGGUCGCUGGUAGUGUUCGCACUGAGCAUGGUGCCGUUCGCGACAAAUUUGGUAUAUACUACCCCUGCUCCGAACCCGGCCUAUGCUCUCGUUGACACUCCCAUGCAGUAUAACGCGGUGAAUUCGAGUUACGGAUCUGUUGUGUACAUCACACGUAGCUUGCUCAUCCUCAACGACGCGAUCGUGCUCGUCCUGACGUGGAUCAAGACAUUCGGACACUGGAGGAGUGCCCGCCGAGUCAACGUCAAGGCAUCUCUGACGGCGUGUUUACUGCGUGACGGAACUGUCUAUUUCAUAACUCUCCUAUCACUAAGCAUAGCCCAGUUGCUUACUUACGACGCCUCUGCAAACUCAACACUUGUGGGAAAGUUUAUAGAGACCUUGCCCCCGGUGCUAAUUAAUCGCUUCAUGAUCAAUCUGCGGGCGGUCGACUCGGAAAUGUCGGGCGACUCUGUGGACAUGAGUGAUUCGCAGCAAGGACAGUCUACACCGCGAUUUAUAAAGCCAACGGACCGGUUGGGAAAUCUCGGGGAAACACUGCAUGAUGGCUGGAGCGACAAGCUCUGGGACGAUAAGUAUGAUACCUCAGGAAUGGACGAGGAAAGAGACUGUGAGACCGCUGCUGAAGCAUGA